AUGUCUUCCGAUUUGAGCGCUUUUUUGUCCGACAAAUGCGUGUUAAUUACCGGCGGAACGGGAUUUGUGGGCAAAGCCCUCGUCGAGAAGAUCCUGCGAUCGGUUCCCGACGUGAAGACUGUCUUCUUGUUGUUGCGGCCAAAGAGCGGACAAACGGCCGAAAAGCGUUUGAAGCAAUUGCUGGCGAACUCCGUCUUUGACGCCAUUCGUCGUCUCGAUGGCCAACAGCUCGCGAAAGUGGUCGCCGUUUGCGGUGACGUCACUCACGAAGAGCUCGGACUCAACCCUCUCGACCGCCACGCCCUCCAAGACGCCGUUCACGUGGUCUUCAACUGCGCCGCGACCAUCCGUUUCGACGAACCGCUCAGGCGAGCGCUGAUUGGCUGUCAGUGUGUGACCUUCGGCUGCGGCCUUGAGUUGAGUCUUAUUUACGAGAGAUUUCCACAAAUCGUCUCAUUUUUCGUCUCAAUUAUGGACAUUACUCCGCAAUCCGUCGGCGAUCUCCUCAUCGAAGGCAAGACCAAACAGGUGUUCGGCGUCCGCACCGACCCCUCGCUGGUGUUCGUGCGCUCCAAAGAUCGCAUAACCGCCGGCGACGGCGCCAAGAGUCACGAAAUGCGCGGAAAAGCCGUUCUCUCGACGCAAACCAAUUGCGCGCUCUUCGAGUUCCUGCAGUCGGUGGGCGUUCCCACGCACUUCGUGGGCCGAGUGGGCGGCGCCUCCCAUCCCGACGCCGACCGCUCUUUCGUGGCCAAGAACUGCGCUAUGAUUCCCAUCGAGUGGGUCGCCAGACGAGUGGCGACCGGAAGUUACCUCAAGAGACACGCGAACGUCAAAGAGGGCUACCGGUUCGCGCCCUUGAAGUUGGAGACCUUUUUCAAGGACGACGCUAAUCACGACCCCUUCUGGUCGGAGGAGUCGCUGAUUGGCGCGCGACUCGAGGCCAACGGACUCCUCAUCGACGCCGCGCGCGUCAAACAAAUGCUCGAAAUGACGAAAACCGUGUUCGAAGUCAUCGAAAGAGUGUGGCAGACGGCGAACCACGCGCUGAUCGACAUGAAGAUCGAGUUCGGAGUCAUUGACGGAAACGGAAAGAAAGAGAUAGUCGUCGCUGACGUCAUAGACAACGACUCG
Oppiella nova is the source of this 1134-nucleotide messenger RNA. NCBI's taxonomy places the organism in Eukaryota, Metazoa, Arthropoda, Arachnida, Sarcoptiformes, Oppiidae. The record is from the annotation of a GenBank genome assembly.